Molecule: messenger RNA, 567 nt
Organism: Ipomoea nil (Japanese morning glory)
Lineage: Eukaryota; Viridiplantae; Streptophyta; Magnoliopsida; Solanales; Convolvulaceae
Exons: 1
Coding region: 1-567 (188 amino acids)
Molecular function (GO): nucleic acid binding; zinc ion binding
Source: RefSeq, a predicted model, not a curated record
AUGUUAUUCAAUCACUACCUUGUUGUCCAGGAGUGGGUGCCAAACUUCCAUCCUCACUCUAACACAACAAAGAAAAUCCUAGUUUGGAUCCGCCUCCCUGACCUAUCGAUCGAGUAUUUCGAUGAGAAAACCUUAAGGAAAAUUGGAAACAAAGUAGGCAGGACAGUCAAGAUCGACGUUACAACUGGGCUAGCCACUCGCGGCAAAUUCGCAAGAAUUUGUGUAGAGGUUGAUCUAACAAAGCCCCUAUUGGCCAAGUUCACGAUCGAAGAAGAUGUACUACCUAUAGAGUACGAAGGCAUUCACUGGAUAUGCUUUAUAUGUGGCACCUAUGGUCACAGAAAGGAGCAAUGCGGCCAAGGUUCAGAAUUCGAUAGGCAGGCCAUGGGCAACCACAUGGAGGUUGAUGCUGGGAUUGGAAAAGCAAAUGAUGCGGAAUAUGAACCAGCGAUGACCAAGCAAUUACCAGUCAUCAAACCACACGCUACUGAGAAAUUUGGUAACUGGAUGUUAGUGAAAAGGAAAGACAAGAGGCCAAAUAAGAGGGGGAGUUCAGAAGCAAGCUAG